GGCCUCCCAUUCUGGUCAAUUUUCCUCUCGCUUUCUCUUGGUUUGGCUCGUCCAUGGGUGGCCGGAGGCCGGCGGCGGCGGCGACGACGGAGGCGGAGGUUGGGAGGGUGGAGCGGGGGAGGAAGAGGGGUGGCGAGGUCAGGACGAAGCAGGCUGGACGAGGAUCCUGCCGCGGGAGCUAGACUAGGACAGAUCGCCGGACUCCGGCGGCUCCGACGUUUGCUCUUCUUCUCUCCUUCCUUUCUCUCCCUAGCGCUAUCUUUGCUCGCUUCGAUUUCGGUGCCAACUCAGGGUUUUGCCGAGUGUUUUUGUUCACUGGUUCUUCGCGGAACGAUGGGGCUGAUGCUUAGAGAAGCGCUGAAGCGCCUCUGCAUCGAGAUCGGGUGGUCUUACGCAGUCUUCUGGAGGGCGAUCGGCGCCCGGAACCCGACGGUUUGGCCGAGAUUAAAUGUCAAUUCUUGGCAGACAUUCAGACAAUUGCAAUUAUUCCUGUGUUUCCACUUGGCGUCGUACAACUUGGUUCUACCCAAAUGGUCAUAGAAAAUGUUGGGUUUAUAAACCACGUGAAGAGUUUGUUUGCCCAGCUAAACCAUGUGCCUAGAGCUCUUUUUUCUGAUAUCACUCAAAAAACUUCAAGCCUAGGGAGUCAAGUACGUUCUUCACUUGGCAUGAAAAUCUCUGAUAGCCAAUCUACAGAUGUCUGCACUAAGCCAAGCAAGAAUCUUCCACCCAUGGCUUCAAAAGUGACGUCAACUAAACAGACCAUCACGAACAAAACAAUGUUGCUCACUGGCCAGUUUCAACCAAAUAUAUAUCCAGGAGUUAAAUCUGUUCUUCAUCCCAAUAGCCAACUGGAAGGUAUAGCUACAGGAGCUCAGAUUAUAUUCUCCAAGCCAGAUGGGAGUUUUGUCGGGCAGCUGCCAAGUGUUUCAGCUGUGGAAGGCCAUAAUCAUCCUUUAGGCAUGGCCCCAGGUGCAUCUUGUAGUGGCUUAACAUUUCUUGAAGAGCAGCUGCUGUUAACGUCAACUAUGCAGUCUGCUAACAAUACAGAAUCUGCAUUAGAGAGUAAUAAAAUAAAUCAGUUAAAAUCCCACAAAUGCAAUCUACCUAAUUCUUUAGAAGAUCCUGAUAUUGCUUACUUCUUUGGAACCAAUGGGUCAUUGAAAAAUGCAAAUGAUCUUGGAAACUUUGGUUCACUUCCAGAUAGCACAAACAAAAGCAUCAGAGUUUCACAUGCCAAUUCAUCUGUUUCUGGGGUGGCUCAGGUGUUGAACCAAAGAAAUCAGUCAAAUAACAGUCUUGGGAUUUCAGGAAAUUCCCAGCAGAACCAGCUGUCUGCCAUAAAAGAUUCUCAAACUGUAUCAACAAUGGAAAAGCAGGAGGUGGAAAACAAUUUAUUUCAAGCCUCUCAUGUGCCACCCUCUGCAUCUGAUGCUCAUGGUUUGUGCCAUAAUUUGCUUGUUGGGUCUCUUCCAGCACACAGGUUGAGCAAUUCAAAUCAUCAGCAGGAAGAUCAAAAAUCUUGUAAUAUUGCUUGUGAAGCAAAUGUUACUUGUGCUGUACAUGGGCAGAAUUUGAAAAAAUUUGAGGCAUCUGAGCUUCUGCAUGCAUCGAAUGAGAAAACUUCUUGCUUACCUAUGGAGCCUACAUUGGGAAGUGAUCUGUUUGAUAUGUUGGGUCUUGAUCAUAAAACAGAUUAUGCAUGUGGCAGUUUUGAUGAUGUUUUAUUACAGAGGGAUAAUCUAGAUGCUUGCACAUUGGGUGCUGGUAUUUCUAGUCUCUCGACUCGGUUGGAUGUUUGCCCUACCUUUGAUUCAUUGAAUGAUGAGAUUUCCUGUAGUGGAUUUUUUUCUGUAGCUGACUCAGACCAACUAUUGGAUGCUGUAGUCUCAAAGAUCAACUCUGGUGCCAAACAGAGAUCAGACGACAGCAUGUCUUGUAAAACUUCAAUAACAAAUAUCCAUAGUUCUCAUCAUGGUAAUUCUCCGAAACAUGGCCAUGUUGAUUUGCCAGAGCAGGCACAAGGCGAGAUUUUUGGUCUUUCCCCUAUGCUUGUGAAACCAGAGAGAGCUGGUUCAAGUUACAUGAAGCCUUCAUGUAAUAUAGGCAAAAGUGAAGAGCUCUCCCAGAGAGUUGGGUUUCAUAAAUCUCAAAUCCAUCUUUGGGUUGAAAGUGGCCAGAACAUGAAGUCUGAGAGUAUGUCUGCUUCAAAUGGUAAAAGAGUUGAUGAAAUAGGUAAACUGAAUCGAAAGAGACCCAGACCUGGAGAGAGCCCUAGACCAAGGCCGAAAGACCGCCAGAUGAUUCAAGACCGUAUUAAGGAACUUCGAGAAAUUGUACCUAAUGGGGCUAAGUGUAGUAUUGAUGCUUUAUUGGAGAAGACCAUUAAGCACAUGCUUUUCUUGCAAAGUGUGACAAAGCACGUGGAUAAGCUCAAGGAAACUGGGGAGCCUAAGAUCAUCAGUAAGGAGGGUGGUCUGCUGUUGAAAGAUAACUUCGAUGGCGGGGCAACAUGGGCAUUUGAAGUUGGUACGCAGUCCAUGAUCUGUCCAAUUGUAGUUGAGGAUCUCAAGCCACCUCGUCAACUGCUGGUGGAGAUGCUUUGUGAGGAGCAUGGUUUCUUUCUGGAGAUUGCUGACUUCAUUAGAGGACUAGGAUUGACCAUCUUAAAGGGGGUGAUGGAAGCUCGUAAGAAUAAAGUGUGGGCUCGAUUUGCAGUUGAGGCAAACAGGGACGUGACGAGGAUAGAAAUAUUCCUAUCACUUGUGCGUUUGUUGGGGCCAACCGCUGGAAGCAGCAUAGCCCCACAAAAUGUUGACAAUGUCAUGCAACAUGGCAUGCUGCACCAACCUACUAUUCCUGCAAGUGGGUUGUCCGAUCGCCUUCAAUAAGCAAUGCAAACCUUUACAGCCAAUGCUAAGAGUGGGGUUGGCUUCUCCUGCCAUGACUAGCAUUGCAAUGUCCAUAAGCAUCGGAUUAGAUGUUUUACCAUGGGGCUAGCUGCUCCAAGUGCCUGGAAACUUCUUCAAAUCUUACAAGCUCUACAUUUGGUAAUGCUAAUUGUUGAUCUUGCUCAGGUUUUCUAUGUAAGCGAAUGUCUAUCAUUUGGGUUAAGGUGGUAGGUUCUGUUGUAAUUUCUUGUGAGAAGAGGCUCCUCCAGGUGACCAGGCUAAAGAUGUAAAAAAUUGUAGGCAUGAGAAUUAGCGUGUUGUGUGCUAGUGCUUUUAACAUCAGUUCUCUGUUUUCUUCAGUGAAAAAAAGCUUUCAACAUCGGUUUGGUUCCUUCAA
This is a messenger RNA of Elaeis guineensis (African oil palm), 3288 nucleotides long. The record is from RefSeq and is a predicted model, not a curated record. Lineage: Eukaryota; Viridiplantae; Streptophyta; Magnoliopsida; Arecales; Arecaceae.